AUGGAUUUGUCUUGUGGCGAGAAUAUCCCGAAUUCCGGCAAUCACAGCGGCGGCAGCUCUGGUGCUGUGGACAUGUGCGUCGCUGGACCAGAUCGCGCCUUGGACCGUGAUCCCCGACUACUGCUGAACCUCCUGACUUUGGAGCGGUCGCACGCGCUGCACACGGAUUACUUUCAACACGUACAGAUUGACAUUCAACCAUUUAUGCGGAAGGUCGUCACAACUUGGAUGUUGGAGGUUUGCGAAGAACAGCAGUGUGAGGAGCAAGUGUUCCCUCUGGCUGUGAGCUACAUGGACAGGUUCCUAGCACAACGCGCCAUCUCGCGGCAGCAGCUGCAACUCCUGGCCGUGACCUCGAUGUUACUGGCCUCAAAGUUCCGACAGUGUCAACCACUUUCUGUGGAUUUACUCUGCGCCUACACCGAUAACUCUGUUCACCCCAACGAAGUCAGGCAAUGGGAAGUCAUGCUUCUUCAGCGUCUAAACUGGCAGCUGUCAAUCGCGACAGCUUUCGACUUCGUGGAGCCAUUCCUCGCGCGGGUACCAUGGGGCCGAGGGAACGCUCUUGUGCGUACCCAUGCCCUCACCCUGACAUCAGUCUGCUAUACCGUCGAGUGCCAACCGCUAAUCCGGGUGUUCGAGUGCGAUCGUUGGUUCGGGGACGGUGUCACGGCCGCGGCCGCGAGCCCCGCCGGCCGACAGCUGACUGGCGACAAUGCCCGAAGACGUCCCGGCCAUUGUUCGACCCAGACCGAGUUCCUGUUGGUGCCGCCGUCUUUGGUUGCGGUCGCGUGCAUUACCGCCGCGGCGCGCGGUCUCAGGGUGCGCAUGUCCGUUGGCGAGCUGUGCGCGAUGACGCGGGCGCCCGCCGCCGCCGCCGAGCUGGUCGCGAGGCACGUGGAACGGGUGCUGGCCAGGGAGACCCAGCCCCAAGAGCCGAGGGCGAGGCACCUGCAGCCCGCGAAACAGAGCAGCCCCGAGCAGACGCAGCUGCCCGACACACCGACAGACGUGCAGGACGUGCGCUUC
Messenger RNA from Iphiclides podalirius (scarce swallowtail), 1029 nucleotides. The record is from the annotation of a GenBank genome assembly. Lineage: Eukaryota; Metazoa; Arthropoda; Insecta; Lepidoptera; Papilionidae.